UCGGAAGUGGGUCAUGUUGCCCAAGUAACAAGGUUUCCUAUCCCUAUGGUUACCUGGUCCCGGGCUGAAACAGACACAACAUUCCCGGUAUCUGGGCUCGUGGUUUGAUUUCCGCCUCUGCAGAAUAUCAUUCUUCUUUCACGUUUUUACAUAGCCCAUUAAACGAAAUGGCACAUUCUUUCGGAGACUAUUACAGUAACAUGCUCAAAGACAAACUGAUCCAAAUGCCGAUCCAAGACGAGGUCCCCUUAAACAGUACCGUGGUGUUACUGGACAAAAGACGAGAACUAGCGGAGGUGGAAGCAGCUCUUGCUGCUCAAAAGGAGGAGUCCAAAGUGAAAAUGAAACUGAUCGAGCAGAGAAGAGAGGAAUUAAACAAAAAGGAAGAAGAACUGAAAAAAUCAUUUGCAAAAUUUGAUAAGUUCUUGAGGGAAAAUGAUGCCAAGCAAAGUAGAGCAAGGAGUAAAAUAAGUAUCGAAACUGAACUAACAAAGCAAAAAGAGAAGGAUAUUAGUCGAUUAAAUAAUGAACUAGAUGACCUUAUCAUUAAGAGAAACAGACUCAAAAAGAAAGUGGAGUCAUAUGCUGUUUAUCCAAAAUUCUUGGAGAAAGUAAUCAAAAUGUCAAAGGAGUUUCAGGAUAUCAGAAUGGUGAACAUUCGUUUUGAAACAUUGUUUGUUACACAUAAUCUUCUACUUACAAAGUACCACGAAGAUCAAGAAAUCAUUAAGACACUUAAAUCGAAUCAUAAUAACAUCAUGAAGGAAAAGGAGAAUGAAAUUAUGAUGUAUCACAAUGCCCUCGCUGCAUUAACACAUCAAUUAGAAGCAGCCAAAGCUAAAACUAUAAAAGGGGAAUCUGUAUGGGCACAUAUUCAAAACACAGCAGCCAAAAGAACUCUUGUCUUGGGUAUGACAAAAAUGGCAAUUUUUAACCUUUAUAUGCAUGUAAGAAAAGCAGAAAUGAAACUUGGCACUUUAGCGGAGGACACAGAUAUUCAGCUUCAGGCGGUUCAACAAAACAUCCUCGAAUUGCGUGAUACUGUAAAUGAACUGAAGAAAGGUUUAGAGAUUAGUUAGCUCAUCUUCAGUUGUAAUAACAAAUGGAGGAAUGUAACAUUUUAUGGUUACAUUGCUUAGUAUAGAAGUACUACAGAAUUAAUUAAUCAGAAGUUUUACACUUGUUCUGUUGUGAUAAUAAAUGUAUACAUAUGUAUUUGGCAUAUAGAUACAAGUCAAACUAUUGCUGAAGUACUUCUGAAAUUCAAAUUUACAUUAGAUCCGCUACCUGUGCUAACUGUGCAAAAAUUACAUUUGGGGAAUCUCCUGAACAGUUUGCAGAAGAGGGAAUAGCAUAUUCACUGUUAAUAGAUGUGCUAGGUCUCAUUAGAAAACAUGGAUAAAGAAAAACAUAUUAGAUCUCAAUAUUGGGGAUUUGAUACUGAAGUCUUGAAUCCCACUAAGAAUAUGGCCCUGUUGCUAAUGCCCAGCAUUCAAUAUUGACCUUUUUGAGGUUUCAUUUCCUAUCAGUCUGAAACCCAAAGUGGAAGAUAUUUUCUGGUUCUGUAAGUAAGUGAGUCAUUCAUCUUUGUAAAGAAAGGCUUUUGCAUUUGUAUCACUCAACUAAAAACAACUUUCAUUGCUCUUUUGACUGCUCAGUAUGAAUCCUGUAAGCUCUCAAACAUCACAGUGUAUCAUUAAUUGGUUGGAUACAAAUACACUUAGGCUGCAGUUUUUCCAUAGUGAAUCUACCAGUUAAGCACAACAUUAUGGUAAUGGGGACCACAGGGAAGCUACCUGACAACAGCUUUAAAGAAGGCAAAGCAGUUCAGUUCAUCUGGCUUGCUUUCAAUUAGUCCUUUUAAACAAGUUACACAUUCUUGAUAUAAUAACAGAAAAUACUGGAAAUACUCAGCAAAUCAGGUAGCAUUUGUAGGAGAAAAAUCUAAUUAACAUUUCAAGUCAAUGCCUUUUCAUUAGAACUCAAACGCAGCACAAAUUCAAGUUCUGAAGAAAGGUCAUUGACCUCAAAUGUUAAUUCAUCCCUCUGUACCGAUUCUGCCAGACCUGCUAAGUAUUUCCAGUAGAAUUUUUUUUUCAUUUUAACAGCAACUGCAAUAUUUUGUUUUUGUACAUAUUCUUGAUGUUGGAACCUUCUGCAAAAAUUGUAAAGAAAAUGGUUAACUUUCUAUGUUUUGUAUAUAAUUGCUUGUAUUAAUUGCGAUCUAAACAAUUUGAAAACUGACAUUUAUGCAGUAUGACAAUUAGUUUAAACAAUAACCAGUGAUAGAUCUAGGGAUUACCUGGGUUACCCAGCUCGUCCAAAUUUGUAUCAUUGAUUAAUGUUUAUCUGGUCCUGAAAUUCAAAUGUAUAAAUGUAAGAUGUGUAUGAAAAAGUAUUCCUUCUCUCAUUUCCAAAUAGAAAGUCUGGGUCUAGAAUUCAAUGAGUUAGAGUCCUAUACUUCUAUAGGUCUAUUUCAAAUUUGCAACACACCAGUGUUUCACUUGCGAUUUGUAAAAUUGGCACAACACAACAUGGAGCUAACAGGCAAAGAGUUCCAUGUUUGCCUGAACGUGAAGCUGGGAGGAACAAAAGUGCUUCUCCCAGAUCAUCAAACCACCACCCCAAGGAAAUCCACAUGCUCAUCACUCAUGCCAGUUUGGAUUUGAUGUCCCUUGCAAAGUCUGAUCUUUUCACCAAUGAGGCAUUUACUUAUUCAAGCUGCAGCAGGAUAAUCUUGCUAGACACAGCAUGGCUUCAUAUUAAUAAGAUCCAAGGCUGAGGGCUACAGGAACCUCUCCAUUCUGACAGUGAUUGUACUUUGCCUUUUCUCAAUGAUCCAAAAUAGCUACUCUUAAAUUUUGGACUUUUUGUUGUUGUCAAAAUGGCCUGGAUUUUGCAAUAGUAAUUAUAAUGAAAUCAAUUGUUCAUCGUCAUUACUUCCCUGAAACUGCCAGCAAUUUCAAGAGCCUGCACAUAUGCAGUUUAAGUUGCUGCACUUCAUCAUAAGCGAAGCUGUUCAACUUCUUACAGGCUGCAAUUAGUUAGAAGUCACUAAACAUUGCUAUUUUACUACCCGAUUUGUGGUCUGAGGGAUUUCUUCAAUAUGAUUGGCUGUUUACCUUACUUUACAAUCACUAUUUCUAGAUACAACAGCUCAAAAUUAACGCCAAGAAAGGCGAAAUCAAUUCCACAAAAAUGACGACUUUUAUGGAUAGCUUCCUUCAAGGUAGUGUUAAGCACAAUUGCAAUUGGCAAAAUCUGGGUCAUUAUGUUACAAAGGUUUUUAAUGUGAUUUGUUCUGUAAAUUGAAUAUGCAGUUUGUUUAUUUUUAAUAAAUUUUAUCACCUGUUAACAUUCCAUGUACAGUAAAAUCUUACUGCUGAGUAUUUGCUAUUUUUCAGUUUGCUUACCUGACCAAAAAAAAACUUAUUCUACAUUUUUUCACCCUCUGCAGGUCCAAUUUUUGCUAAUCCAUUAAGUGAAAGAAAAAUUAUUAAAACAAAAAACUUACAUCCUGCAGCAGAAAAUGCAUACUGCAGUGUCAUGUUCACUACUGGCAAAAUAUACCAUUUGAGGAAUGUAACCUCUGCAAACAGCAGGAUUUUACUGUAAUUAAAACUGAAAUUGUUAGAAAAACUUGGCAGAUCCGGCAGCAUCUGUGGAGAGAAAACGGGGUUAACAUUUGGAGUCCUGUAAUCUUUCUUCAGAACAGGAUCACUGGACUCUAUGUUCACUCAGUUUUAUCUCCACUGCAGCCAGAACUGCUAAGUUUCUCCAACAAUUUGGUUUUGUUUGUUUCAGAUCUUCAGAGUCUGCAUUUCAUUGUGUUCCUUUACUGAAACUACUUUUGAACACUGCAUAGGGCAAUUAAUACUGCUGGGUUAAUGUUAUGCAAAGAUAAUGGAUGUACAAGUUAAAAGCAUCACACAGACUGCCUAAGAAUUGAAGUUUAAAAAGCCACAAAAAUAAAGUUCUAUAUAUUUAAUAAAGAAACCAAUUUCAGUAUUGUAAUAUUGGAUUGAUUAUUUGGAAAUAAAUUGAACUCUUCAUAAAAUUAUACAGUACAAAGGAUUCAGUUUAUUUAAAAUUUUGUUUCUAAAAUAGUGGCAGGGUGGGUAAUUUUACUUUGUGCAAGUAAAAUUUCAAUUUCAAUUUUUUUUUAAUCUUGCCACUUUCUCUAAUAGCUCACCUAUGAUAAAUGAAUUCACAUCUGAAGCAGUUUACACAUUCCAGAUACCGGAAAACAUUGUGGCAGCCUUUCCACAUAGCUUGAACUGACGAAAAAAAAUUAGAUUAAUCACAACUUAGUUAUUACACUGAACAACAGAAUUGAACUAAACUAUCAGUAAAGAUUUUCGUGCCCGGUGUUCAUUUUAAUUGUUCUAAAUAUCACUGAGACAGCAAUUAGAGGCAAAUGAAAAAUCAACUGCAUUUGACGUAAGCCCCACUUCUACAACCCUGACCAUACAAGGAUGCCAAGUUCCCUUCUGAAAAAAGUGUGAAGCAGUUGGGUUAACAUCUUCAAUCGACCUUAAGUGAGUUAGUCCAGCCCUUUCAAUAAAGAGUGCAGCAAUAUAACGAAAGCACAAAACGUACCCAUUCUUAUUCACAUUAUCCACCAACCAUGGUCUUGAUCUUAAAAACUUGAGACUUUUCAACCUAUUUCUAAAAAUGAAGGGGACAGUCUUUCAACGUACUAAUAGGAGGUGCACAUUGUAAAAACAAGUGAUGUGAUAAUUUGACUCAAGCUGUCUGCUCUGUCCACUUAGAUCUCUUUUCAGCUGACCACUGCAACUACCAUCCAAAUUGCAAAUUACCCAAAAAAGAUCAAAUUAUGUUACAUAAGCAGUACAUACAUAAUAUUUGCUUUCCUCCAAUUCUGGCCUUUUCAGCAUCCCAAUUUUGAUUGCUCUGCCUUUCAUGGUUGUGCCAUCAGACCUAUGGGGCCUUGUCAACUAGAGCUUCCUUUUCCUUUCCUCCAUUAAUCCAAAUGUGUUGCAUACCUGAUUUUCAUAUUACUGGAUGCAGAGAUUAGGUGGGAAAAAGUUCUGAAUCCCAGUUAAAUGUAAGCAUUGAAUUUAAGUAAAGUGUUAUUCACAUAUAUAACCAUCAGCAUCAUUUCAGUUAAACAUUAUGGGUUCAAGCUUCAAUAUCAAAAAAGAAAGGUACAAAAUAAAAAUAAGGCUGAAGCAGCAGUAGAAGCACCACAUUUGCCGCAAGGUGCCAGUGUUUGAAGAAGUAAGUAAAAACUUUAACUGCCUGGUCAGACUGAUGUAAAAGAUUGCAAUACUCAGAAUUUUACAUUUUAACUUACUUUUACUUAAAAGGAUCUCAAUCAUCAAAUUUACCUACUGCUUCAAUUUCUAGCUAUAAUUGCCUGUACACCAGUGGCCACUUAUAACAAAGGAGUAAUAAAUGGUACAUAAAUGCAACAGUUCACCUAUGGAAUUUAAUAUCAUUUGCCAGAAUGAUACCUUUAAAUAGACAUUGGCUUUAAUGGCUCAUGUAAACUCAUCUGUACCAUUGAGAACUUGCUGAAUACUAAAAUAUGUAUUAGUACUUAAAAGGAGUUUGCUAAAUUUUUGGUAACUGUAGAGGAGAGAUUUAAAACUAACUUCCAACUAAUUUAAAAGAAAAUUCAGUUUACAAAAUCUACAACUUUGUAAUGUCACCCUAAGGACAUCAUGACGAGAUCACAAAAAAAACCCAAAGCUAAUUUAGUUCAGGAACUGAAUAAGUAUUUAGAUAAUCUACUCUUUGGAAAAUUAAUAAACACUCAUAUAAGAAAAAAGUCAGUCAGAUACUUACAUUGAAAGUUGAUAGACAUAUGCAAGAAUUAGAUUGAAUGACUAGACUUCUUGGAUGGUAACUAAUUUACUUGUACCAUACUACAUUAGUUAUAUGUUAUUGCACUGUUAAUUAUAUAAUUGGAUACUGUUCAUAGUAAAUCAUUCCUCCCAUAGCAGUUCUUCAUAUUAUACUGUUCUCAAUGCUCUUAACUGUGCCAGGAAACUUCAAAUUAAUUACAGUUUUGUACGGCUACAAAAUUUUAAUAAAAUAUUUGUGCAAUACACAGCAGGAAUUUAUUUUCAGUGUGGUUUAUGAUAGAUAAUGAGCAUUCUAAAUACUAAAUAAGACCAUUUUAAUUU
Messenger RNA from Stegostoma tigrinum, 6152 nucleotides. It is a transcript of the gene cfap73, whose product is annotated as cilia and flagella associated protein 73. Lineage: Eukaryota; Metazoa; Chordata; Chondrichthyes; Orectolobiformes; Stegostomatidae. The transcript has 7 exons. The coding region runs from base 168 to 1079 and encodes 303 amino acids. The record is from RefSeq and is a predicted model, not a curated record.